UUGGAGUAAACAUGGCUUCCCCUGCCGGUUGUGAGCAUUAUGUUCGCAGCUGCUUAUUAAAAGCACCUUGCUGUGGUAAACUGUAUGUGUGUCGGCUGUGCCAUGAUGCGGAGGAGAACCACCAGAUGGAUAGAUUCAAAGUCACGGAGGUGCAGUGCACCGAUUGUCAGACAGUGCAGCAGGCACAGCAGACUUGCCAGGAGUGUGAUGCGCAGUUUGGGGAGUAUUACUGUGACAUUUGCCACUUGUUCGAUAAGGAUAAGAAGCAGUACCACUGUCAGCCCUGUGGAAUAUGCAGGAUUGGGCCCAGGGGGAAGUAUUUCCAUUGUGAGAAGUGCAAUCUGUGUUUAGCUCAGGAUCUGCGGGGAAACCACAAGUGUGUUGAAAAUGUCUCGAGGCAGAACUGCCCUGUGUGUAUGGAGGAUAUUCACACGUCCAGAAUUGGUGCACACGUUCUUCCAUGCGGCCAUCUUUUACACAAAACCUGCUUUGAUGACAUGGUCAGAACAAGAGUGUAUCGCUGUCCCCUAUGUAUGCACUCUGCCUGGGAAAUGGAAGACUACUGGGACCAGAUAGACAAAGAGAUUGCCCAAUCACCGAUGCCCACUGAAUACCAGGGUGCAACUGUCAAAAUUAUAUGUAACGACUGCCAAGCCCACUGCACAGCGCCUUUUCACGUGCUGGGGAUGAAGUGCAGCGACUGUGGCUCCUACAACACUGCCCAGGAUGGGGGACUCAUCCAGCAGCCUCAACAACAACAGCAGUCAGAGCAGGAACCUGAGGAGAAUGAGGCAGAAACGGACACAGAGCCAGAGCUGCAAGAUCAGCCUCAGUUGCCCACGCCAGAUUAAUAAUUGACAUUAGUACUUUAGACGUUUGCCUGGUGCUCAUACUUUAGCUAACUUACAUAAAGUGUAACAGUGGACAACCAAUAUUCAUAGACUGUACAUAUUACAAAAACAAUCCAUCUAUUUUCUGUUUACCCUUUUCAGUGCUGGAACCUCUCCCAGCAUGCACUGGGUAAAAUGAAGUGUGUCACAUGAUUCACACACAAUUUACACCUACAGGCAAUCUUGAGUCUGACCACCCAGGAAGGACUUACUGGAGGUGACAGUCUAGCCGCUGAGCCACUGUGUGGCACCAUGAUAAAGAUAUAGAAUGAAAGGAUUACUACUGGUGGUGUUGCAGUAUCAUACCAAUGGUGAUGGUUUUCUGUCAUUCUACUGUACAUCCUAUUUUGAUGUUCCCCGUAAAACAGUGUGAACACAAGUGUGUAAUCUUGGAAUGUAUAGUCUUUUAUCUGCCUGUACAACUAUACUUAACACCAGUUUUGUAAGUUUGUCAGACCCAAAUAGAAAUCUGCCUCAGGCAGAUGUCAAAGUGUUGACAACAUAGAAAGUUUCCAUGUUCACUGACACUGGCAGGAUGGCAAUGUACAUACCAGGUUCAUAGAAUACAAAAAUUAAAAAAUAUCUAAGAUUUGAAAAAGUUGAAUUCACACCAGGGCAAUUAAAAUAUAUGGAAAUAUAGUGCACUUUUAAAUUCUGCUGCAUUUUGUUCAGAUGUGGAUUAAAAUCAGUUCUUUCACACCCGGCAUGUUAUCUACUUGUUUAAAUCAGUAAUGUUAUCAAAAAGUGAAGUAUAACAUAAGAAAUAUUAUAAAUAAUAAUUUUCCAUGGACGAGGUAAACCUGUAAUAAAUAUUAUAUUUUCAAAAGCCAGCAAAAAUGACAGUACGGUAUGUGGCAUAGGUUCCAAGUCUUGCCAACUAGGAAGAUAUAAUGGACAUACUUCAAAUCCUCUUUUGGGCAUUUCCUUCAAAACAGACAGCUGCCUGUGUCCAGAGCUUUGAAUCCGACCAAUCCACUGAGUUUGAGUCUGUAAACGAAGUGACGAGAUGAUAUUCUGUCUGAUAUCAGCCAGUACAUACAGGACUCAUGUCUAGUGGCUGCUGGACAUCAGGCCUGUGUUUCGGUACCAUUUGCCUGUUGUGUCUGUAGUUGUUGGUUAACAGACAUGCAAACUGUCAAUGAGCAUGAUGUUACCGAGCUACUAUUAGAGACAACAAUAAUCAUUUUCAUCCGUUCAUACGAAUUCAGCUUCAAUUUGCUUUGUGUAGCACAGGUACAUCACCACUGAUAAAGGACAAGUUAAAGCCAAGUACUACAUGUGUAUAUGUACAACCAUAAUAAAACGUUCUGGGUUGACCACA
Pseudoliparis swirei is the source of this 2211-nucleotide messenger RNA. It is a transcript of the gene rchy1, whose product is annotated as ring finger and CHY zinc finger domain containing 1. Gene Ontology annotation, biological process: ubiquitin-dependent protein catabolic process; protein ubiquitination. The coding region runs from base 12 to 851 and encodes 279 amino acids. Gene Ontology annotation, molecular function: ubiquitin protein ligase activity; zinc ion binding. The transcript has 9 exons. The record is from RefSeq and is a predicted model, not a curated record. Gene Ontology annotation, cellular component: nucleus. NCBI's taxonomy places the organism in Eukaryota, Metazoa, Chordata, Actinopteri, Perciformes, Liparidae.